This is a messenger RNA of Carya illinoinensis, 2199 nucleotides long. Its product is annotated as putative disease resistance protein At1g50180. The transcript is spliced from 2 exons. The record is from RefSeq and is a predicted model, not a curated record. Lineage: Eukaryota; Viridiplantae; Streptophyta; Magnoliopsida; Fagales; Juglandaceae. Gene Ontology annotation, biological process: defense response to other organism. The coding region runs from base 197 to 1828 and encodes 543 amino acids. Gene Ontology annotation, molecular function: ADP binding.
CUUCUAUUAUUCCUAUUUUUUGUGACGAGCAGAAGAGAAAUGACAGAGGCUAUUGUUUCUAUUGUUGUGGAAAGGCUGGGUGAUUUGCUCUUGGAAAAAGCAACAUCCUUCUACGGGUCCUUGCACGGGGUGAGUAACCAAGUUCAACAGCUACAAUAUGAGCUCAAACGGAUCCAAAGUCUCCUAAAAGACGCAGAUGCGAGGCAAAAUGAAAGAGAGAGUGUAUGCCGAAGAUAUUAUUGAGAGCUAUGCCCUCAAAGUUGGCUCCAGGCAGGGAGGAGGCAUACAAAAUGUCCUGAAAAGGUUUGGCUUCAUCUUGGGAGAAGCAAAAGCUAUUGAUCAAACUAGCUCAAAGAUUGGUGAAAUAACGAAGAGAAUUUCUACAUUGAACUCGCAUUUACAAAAUUAUGGCAUAAAAUUAGAUUCGAUGGAAGGUGGAGGCCCAAGUUCUUUGAGUGAGAAGAUAAGAGAGCAAAGGCAAACUUAUGCGCAUGUUCAACCUGAUCGUGUUGUUGUUGGAUUGGAGGAUAACCUGAAGGAAGUGGUGGCAUGUUUGACAGAAGAGGUCAAAUACAAGUACAGAGUCGUUUCCAUAUGUGGUAUGGGUGGUCUUGGAAAGACUACUCUUGCUAGGAAGGUUUAUCAUCACCCAAAAGUCAAGAGUCACUUUGAAUUUCGUGCUUGGGUAUAUAUCUCUCUACAAUGUCAAAUAAGAGAUGUUUGGGAAGGAGUUAUGAUCGAACUUAUCUCUCCAUUUGAAACGGAGAGAGAUAAAAUUCGAAAAAUGACAGAUGCAGAGCUUACUAAGGAACUUUGUGAAAUUCUACGCCGAAAUAAAUGUUUGGUGGUUCUAGAUGAUAUCUGGAAAGUCGAGAAUUGGAACAGAUUAUCUGCUACCUUCCAAUUGAAUGAUACGAACAGCAGAAUAUUGCUAACCUCUCGUAAUGUAGACAUGGCUUUGCAAGUAGAUCCAAGGCGGGGCCACCUUCAUGAAUUAAAGCUUCUAAAUGAUGAAAACAGCUGGGAAUUGCUUCAAAAUAUAGCAAUAUCAUGGAGAUCAGAAGAUUCUAAAAUCAAGGAAGAAAUGAGCUUUUUAGUAAAAGAGACGGUUAGCUAUUGUAAGGGUUUACCACUGGCCGUCAUUGUACUAGGGGGACUUUUGGCAACAAAGCAGACGUUAGAAGAGUGGAAACAAGUGCAUAGAAAUGUUAAAUCAUACCUUCAUCAACAGAAAGAUCUUGGAAUUAUAAGCAUGGUGUUAGCUUUAAGUUAUGAUGAUUUGCGUUCCCACUUGAAAUUGUGCUUCCUAUAUUUAGGCCAUUUCCCAGAGGAUUUUGAGAUACGGACUAAGGAGUUAAUUCAAAUGUGGAUGGCCGAAGGUCUUAUACUUCAAAUGCAACACACUGGAAGUAACAAGGAAACACUGGAGGAUGUUGGAGAACAAUAUUUAAAGGAGCUAGUUCAAAGGUGUAUGGUACAAGUAGGACAAAAGAGUUCAUUUGCAGGGAUCAAAACUUGUCGUCUCCAUGAUCUUAUGCGAGACUUUUGUGUGGUAAAAGCUAAAUCGGAAAAUUUUCUCCACAUCAUCAAUAUUAAUCAUGAGUCCAAUGAAAAAAUAGAAGCUCCCAUUGGUGAAGUUCGAAGAGUUGCUAUCAGUGGUGGAUCAAGUGAUCCCGUGAGGCUUGGAUUUAUAGUUCCAUCAACAUCCCUAAAAUAUUUUCACCUAAGGUCUCUUCUAAUAUUCUCUGUGCCUUUGAAAGUCAAAUCUAUGCUAAGGAACUUCAAAUAUCUUAAGAGUCUUGAAUUUUGGAAUGACUACCGAUCUUGACGAUGGCGACUAUAGGUCGGAGAUGGUUUCCCCCCCUGAGAUCAAAAGUCUCAUCAACUUGAGAUUCUUAUCUCUAAGGUCUACUGGUGUAAGAAGUAUCACAUCUCUAAGAAAUUUGAAGUUCUUGCAAACACUAGAUUUGUGGUGGACAUCUUGGCAAUUAGCUAAUGUGCCAAAUGAUGUGUUCAGAAAUAUGGAGCACUUGCGGCAUCUGUAUCUACCUCUGUUUUCCGAAGUCAGGGGGAAGUUGCAACUACCUAAUGCUAGUAAGCUGCAAACACUUGUGAAUAUUCCUGUUUUCAUUUGUGAUGUUAAAGAUCCGAUGGCUGGAUUUGACAAGUUUGGAAACAACUUAAUGCCUUCAAAUUUCA